CCCGCCUCCGCCUCCGCGCCCUCCUCCCUGCCCGCGGGGCGCGGGAGCCGGUGACGGGAGCGAGGCGGAGUCUGGAGGGAAGAUACCGAGAGAUAGAGAUUUAAAUCACAUCCCCGGCUGUAGAAGGGCAGCAGCAGCAGCAGCCCCGGCGCAGAGGCACGGACGCAAGCACCGAGGACAGGUCUGCCGGCUCCGCCGCUGCUGCUGCUGCUCGCCAUGGGUGCCGCCGCCGCCGAGCCCCCCCGCGCCGCGGGCCUGGUGUCCAGCGUGCUGAACGACACCCUCGAGUUCUACCGCUGGACCUGGAGCAUCCGAGACAAGCGUGUCGAUGAUUGGCCCUUGAUGCAGUCUCCAUUUCCAACACUGACUAUAAGCACUAUUUAUCUCCUCACUGUUUGGCUGGGCCCCAAAUGGAUGAAGACAAGAGAGCCCUUCCAGUUACGUUUCCUGUUGGUUGUUUACAACUUUGGAAUGGUUCUACUCAACUUCUUCAUUUUCAAAGAGCUGUUUUUAUCAUCAAGAGCUCGAGGGUACAGCUAUGUCUGCCAGACUGUGGAUUAUUCAGAUAAUGUUUAUGAAGUUAGGAUAGCUGCUGCUUUAUGGUGGUAUUAUGUCUCCAAAGGAAUCGAAUACCUAGAUACAGUGUUCUUCAUCCUGAGGAAGAAAUUCAACCAAAUCAGUUUUCUUCAUGUCUAUCACCAUUUCACCAUGUUCACUUUGUGGUGGAUUGGUAUCAAGUGGGUUGCAGGUGGACAAGCUUUUUUUGGAGCUCAGAUGAACGCAUUUAUUCAUGUUAUUAUGUACAUGUAUUAUGGACUAGCUGCCUGUGGCCCUAAAGUUCAGAAAUAUCUGUGGUGGAAACGAUACUUGACUAUACUGCAAUUGGUGCAGUUCCAUGUGACUAUUGGCCACACAGCCUUGUCUAUUUAUAUUGAUUGUCCUUUCCCUAAAUGGAUGCACUGGGGUGUCAUUUUCUAUGCUAUCACCUUCAUUUUCUUGUUUGGUAACUUCUAUUAUCGGACAUAUAAGCUGCCCAAGGAACCUGUAAAGAAUGGCAAAAUAGCAAACGGUGCUGUUGCAAAUGGAGUAAGCAAAGCAGAAAAUAAUCCAGUGGUGGAAAAUGGAAAAAAGCAGAAAAAGGGAAAAGCAAAAGGAGAGUAACUUGAUCCAGGCCUUAACCAUUGUUGGCAGUGAGGAACCUACAGUUUGGUUUAUAAAAGGAAGAAAAAAACACUAUCUGUACCAAUUAACCUUAGGUUACUGAAGAGCUAGAACACAGAUAUUUUCAUUAUUUAUGAAGAUUGUUUUAAGAACAAAACUUAAAGUUGAAUUUCUAUUGUAAUUAUGUAAUUAUCAUGCAUAUGGUCUCUGUGUAAACUUGUAGACUGCUGGUGUUGGUGAAUGUAAGGAAGAAUCGCAGUUAAUUCCAUGUUUAGCAGUCCAAAAGUUAAAACUACCACUGAUGCAACCAGCUUCAUUGGCACCCACAUUUCUUUGGGGAAGGGAGGGGGGAAGGAAGUAGCGUUUGGAUACUUGUGUUUUCUUUCCAGAAAUUUAUUAAAUUUCAAAUUACAAUGUAUUAUCUAAACAGAACGCGCAACUUUUCUUGUCCUCCUUGGAGAGUAUCUUCAGAAACGUCAUGUUCAUGUAUUGUCAAAACAGUGUUUGACUUUUUCAGACAUUACUUGAUUUAAUUUAGUGUCUGUUUCAGGUUUAUUUUGGUUUGGUUUUUUUUUUUUUUUGGCUUUAUUUUUUUAUUAUUUGUUUUUGGUUUUUGGUUUUUGUUUUGUUUUGUUUUGUUUUUUUUCCUUGUGUGGAAAUAUACCUACCUCUUCAUCUGCUGAAUAGAAUAUUGAGCAUUAAAUAACUGAUUUCUGAAAUACGGAGUCCUCUAAUAUAAAUAUCCAUUCACAUAAUUUAGGAGGAAAUUUUUCCUUGGGAGUGAAAGAGAUUUUAUUUCCAGGUACUUUGGGUCAAAACAUCAAUUUUGAACUUAAAUUUUGGGGUGAUGUUCUUAGCGUGGCUAAGAGAAGAAAACAUUUUAAGAACUUAUAAAUAUGAAACAGUCAUUGUGUGAAGCAAGCAAUUUAAACAGGCCUGUGGCUUUGUUAUCUGUGACCUGCAUUAAACCUGUGGUGCUGAUUGACACUGGAACUUGUAAGAUAACAUUAUGAUGGAGAGAAAACAACACUGACAUCUGCUUAGAAGUACAGCGUGUCAUGCUAACAACAGGACAGGUACUUUAUUGGGGGAGAGAGAAUUCAGUUAUAAAGUUCUAAAUACAGCAAACACAAUGCUGAAAAUGCUGCUACUGUUUGAUGCCCAUCAAUACUCAAUUUGCUAGGCACUUGUGGGCAAAAUAUCGCUGGCAGUCAGGUCACCAUUUUAAUGUGAAUGACAGAGUUGGGCUUCUGUAAAUCUGGUCCCAAAAUAUUCUUGGUUCUUCUCAACCUGAUUGACAAAGUGAUUCUGCUAAUCAGUUUUUAGUCAUAACUGCUACUACAAGAUCUAAAAGAAGCCUCUUUUAGUCAGCUUUUCGUCUUACUUGAUGCAUUAAUAUUUCACUCCUUUUGUGAAGUGAACAGGAAUACAAGUUAAUUCCCUUCCACACAAAAUGAAAAUUUAGACAGAAUUUUUGUGUUGCUGUGGAUGCAGUGAAUAAAAUGCGAGUGGAGUUAGAAAGCACAUCUGAACUCACAGGUUCUUUAUUCAUCGCUGCAAGAGCUGCAUCGUUGCUGUUGAAAUGCGCUUUUCCCAGCUCUGGCCAGAAACACUCAUUGUCAGUGAUGAACUUACAUGGAGGAAGUGGUGACGUUACUGAGGGGAAAAAGUACACGCAGCUCUAGGUAUAGAGAGUAACACGUGGCACAUGUAACAGUUUAUGCAUCUCGAAUACCCAUUUGCCUGUUAUGACCUGUUUUGCAUAAUAUGGACAUUUUUUCUGUCUUGGGUUCAUAGCUUGUCACUUCAAUGAAAACUAUUUAAGCCUAAAAAAUGGGUGAUAGGGGAAAAAAAAGGUCUGGUUGUGACCUGUUUUACUGGGAAAUAAUUCCUAAUGCUGGAGUUCAUUCAACUGCCCGAGUGGCUUAUCAGUAAUAUCCACGACUGUGGAUUUUGUGGCAGAAUAGAGGAUUUGGAGAGAAUGUCUCUGCUGAGCUGUAAUGUAUGUGACCAUUCAUUUUCCUAUCUGUUGUAUCUCAUGGUUCUUCCUCCAGCCUUUGUAAUGCUGCUUUCUUUUCUUUUCUCUUCUUUCUUUCUUUCUUUUUUUUUUUUUUUUUUUUUUUUUUUCACUGCUACGACUCUUACGCAUUUAUGCAAUAUGGCAUGAGGAAGAGCGAACAUGCUCUAUUCUUCUUUCUUGCACAGAUGCCACUGUUUAACAAGCCAAAAUGUUGGCUGGCUGCUAGCUCUGGAAUGGCUAAUGGAGCAAAUAACUGCAAAGCAAGUUGAACAGCAGAUUUACUGCACACCUACCAUUACAGGUUAAUGGCCGGUGUGGGUACUCUAACCCCAAUGUGAUUUCCAGGUAGCUUACUCCACUUUGAUAAAGAGUAGCUUCUUUCUGUUUGACAUGGGAUCUGGGCAGCUAACCAGUAAGUCUGUAUCAUUCCUUGUCUUGCAUUAAAAUUGGUUGUUUACUCUGUCUUUCUGUAAGCCAGAUUGGAUAAACUGAUAGGCUUAAUGUGAUCUGGCUCCAAAAAGAGCAUACCAAGAAAUGCUGUAGCAAAGGACAUAUAGUCAAACCUGUACUAUACUUUGUAAAGUAAGAAUUAUAUCUUGCAUGCUGGCAAAUACCUAAAAGAAUUGAAAGUCAAAUCAUGUCUCCCCCUCAGCACACAUGGAAACUGCUCAAAUUUCACAACAACUCAAACUUUAUGGGCAGAACUGGGGUAGAAUCCUGCCCUCAAAUUCUGGGUCAUUUGAUACCAUUAAAAAGAAAAGAAAAGGAGAGAGAAAGAGAGACAGUGCUUAUGGAGAAUGCGUGCAUAGAUGCACAUCAUGUCUGGACAUGUGAAUAAAACCAGCUUGAAAGAUUAGCAGUUCCAUGGGGGAAAAAAUCACAUUGAGUUUCUGCAGUGCUGCUGUUUUGAGCCCAUAUCCUGUGAUAUUGUUUCCUUAGAUCUAUUUAUGAUAUAUUUGAUUAUUCAAGGCUUGAGUCUCAUUUUGGUCUUGAAUAUAAUGGCCUUACUAAGUGUGCACUUCUGUAGACAUGGCCAUGAGUGCAAUACUUCUGACUAUGCAGAUUUCUCUUUCUCAAGAUUUGCGUACGUGAGAUGCUGCCAGUUCUGCUAAAGUCAUCACUUAGCCCAAGGCUCCACAGAAUUUUGCCACAGAACUAUGUGUACCUGUAAAAAUGUUUCUGCUGUACACAGGAUUCAAACUGAAAUUAUAAUUAUUUGCUACCCAUUCCAAAGCUCUUGGACCAACCUUACAAUUAUUUGAUGCCAUAGAAGUGAUACCAUUUUACUUCUCCUCUAGCAGUGACAGUUGCUGGAUUCUUUUAGCCCUUUGCUCAGUGUAAAAGAACUACAACAAAUUCUGUGUGUGUACACAUACACACUCACACACACACGUAGUAUGUGUGCACACGUGUGUGUACCUAUGUACAUAUACGUGAGCUCUUAGGAGGGUGUGAAGUAAAUGAUAUUUCUUUGAUGUGAGGUUGGCAGGAACUAAUAGCAUAGUUCCUAUGGCUUGAGCACUGAAAUGAAGCAAUUUUCACUGAUCUAUAAACCCAAUAUCAGUCUUGUAUACAUGGGUAGCAUUUGUCAGUCAUUUUAGACGUUGGACAAGCCAGAGCUAUUUCUCCCAGUGUAAUAAAUUGAAGUAGCAGCCAUAGUUUCUGAAGGGAGGUACCUCAGCUCAGAGGAGCUGAGAAAUGAUGCUGACUUGUAGUGGGAAGCAGUGUGAGUAAUCUGCUCCAGGUAAGUCUCUGAAGUCAUUGCAGUCACGUACUUUAAGAGAACCCUUAAUAAAUAAAUGUUUACCUAUAGAUUCAAAAGCGUGGACUAUUUGAGUGUAUGACCAUUACCUACUAACUGCUCCAAAUCAAGAGGAAAAGAUGAAGGCAAAAUAAAAGUACUGAAUGUUUUUUCAGGUUAAUCUUAUUUCUUUAGAGUAAUCAUUUGACAUCCAGGUGCUGGGGAGACAGGUAAGAAAGGAGUAAGCAACUGUUGUGCUCAAAGAGCUCGCCCUUAAAAAUGUUUUUGAGAACACUUACUGUCCUUUAAAAACUUGAGUAUAAUUUUUCAUGGUAGGUAAAAUUAAGCCUUGCUUCAUGUUAGCAGUCAUCAUGUGUAAACAGUAUUUAAAUCAGGUCUGUUUCACUUGAAGAAAAUGGGGAGGUCGUGAAGAAUCUGGAGUCAAGCACUCAGCUCAGGCUGUGACAAUUUGGCACUUGGAGCAGGUCACCACCAUGACGUUUCAGUGUGUUGUGCUCUGACAGGUCUCCCUUUUGCUAGUGUAAGCAGUCAGAGCUCUGGAAAUCAGGGUGGCUCCUGUUUACAUCACCAGAGUGUGUUUAACCCUAAAGAACAGAAAAAAAAAAUACUUGCUUUCUGCCAAUAUCCCAUGAGGAUGAGGGAAAUAUAUGGGUCUGGAUGCUGCUUUUGCAUAAGGUGUUAAUGCUUUUGUAAACAACAAAAAUAAACAUUACUUUUUUUUCA
Molecule: messenger RNA, 5666 nt
Organism: Coturnix japonica (Japanese quail)
Lineage: Eukaryota; Metazoa; Chordata; Aves; Galliformes; Phasianidae
Gene: ELOVL4
Product: ELOVL fatty acid elongase 4
Biological process (GO): very long-chain fatty acid biosynthetic process; fatty acid elongation, monounsaturated fatty acid; fatty acid elongation, polyunsaturated fatty acid
Cellular component (GO): endoplasmic reticulum membrane; endoplasmic reticulum
Molecular function (GO): fatty acid elongase activity
Source: RefSeq, a predicted model, not a curated record